AAUUAAUUUUAUUGAUAUGUUUCCUCAGGAAAAGAUUGAGAGAUUUAUAUAAUAGACAUGAUGGGAUUAAGUUAUAAAUGUUAUGAGGGAAUAAUAAAACCUGCAUGAAUGUUAAUUAAAAUGUCUCAAGACAAACCAUUGAAUGAUUUUAUGUAAAACAGUCGUGUGCUCAAUUCUUUUGAUACUGGAAGUCGAUUUUGUGUACUGGUUCUCAGACAUAUGGAUUAAGAAUUUCGUCUAAAUGAAAAAUAACUGAUAGAUCUUACAUAUAAGCAAAGAUAUCAAUGGACCAUAAUCCGGACGUGUACACUUAAAAUACGAUUAUAACAAAAAAUGGAAGCACUUAUCUACAAAACUGUUCAUUGAAAGCUGAGUAACAUAGACCCACUUCAGGAGGUGUAUAUUAACGUGUUCCGGAACGAUUAUGUAAGCAGAUUAUUGAGGAAAAAACGUGGAGAACUGUAAAAGUAUGACGUUUUGAAUUAACCUUUCUUGGUUUGUCUUUUAUGAUUUCAUGAUAUUUGGAAAUGAACGAUGUUAAAAUCACAGAUGUCACUGCAAUCGCCAGAGAUGAUGCUAAGAUUACAUGACAACGCAACAAAUAACAGUUUUGUUGUACACGAAACAACACAUACAUCUUUACAUGUGUUUUUAUUGGUGCUAAAAUCAACAGUGAUGACACUUAUCAUGUGCACUGCUGUAGCAGGGAACCUUUUAGUAAUUGGAAGUGUUGUUAAAUUCGAACGUCUUAGGUCACGUGUGACAAAUUACUUCAUCGUAUCUUUGGCCUUUGCUGAUAUUUUAGUUGCCGUGCUAGUGAUGCCAUUCAAUGCUAGUAUGGAAAUAAGUGAGAAAUGGAUAUUUGGUUCAUUCAUGUGUGACAUAUUUAAUUCGAAUGAUGUUUUAUUCAGCACAAGUUCUAUUUUACAUAUAUGUUGUAUAAGUAUGGAUCGGUAUAUAGCUAUCAUGAAACCUUUAAAAUAUGAAAGAAAAAUGACAAAAUUCCGAGCUUUGUCAAUGAUUGCCAUUACAUGGAUAGCUUCACUCUUGAUUUCAUAUAUACCAAUUCAUUCGCAACUCUAUACAACACACGAGAAUGCGCUUGUGUUGAAAAAUAACCCAAAUGCUUGCACUUUUGUUGUGAAUCGUUUAUAUGCUAUAAUAUCGUCCAGUGUUUCAUUUUGGAUACCAUGUACUAUAAUGGUGUUUGUUUACAUAAGGAUUUUUAUCGAAGCGAGGAAGCAAGAGAAACAUAUCCGGUCAGCUAGUGUUUGCUCAAACAAAUCAAAUGCCUUAUAUCCAGGUAGAAACUCUCGUGAUAUUUCUGACCGGAAGACUAUGAAAAGGGAGCAUAAAGCUGCAAAAACGCUUGGAAUAAUAAUGGGCGUUUUCAUUUUAUGCUUUUUCCCGUUUUUCUCAUGGUAUUUAAUUACAAGUAUGUGUAAAGACUUUUGUCCAUACCCACCAAUACUUGGAAAAAUUCUUUUUUGGAUAGGAUAUUCUAAUUCUUGCUUGAAUCCAAUUAUAUAUGCUUAUUAUAAUCGAGAAUUUAGGCAAGCUUUUAAAAGACUGUUAAAAAUGAAGUCUCAAUUUGACUCGUAUAAUUUUAAUCAUUGUUCUUCCGGUGAUACAAAAGACACUGCUAACGUUCCUUUGGUGUACCUUAACGGCAAUGGAGGACCAACGUCAGUGUAGGCAUUGCAUGUAGAAUUGUAAGGAUAGAAUAUGGUAUAAAUACAAUUUCAUGUUUAUGUUACAAAAUCUGGUCUUUAUCUGUCUACGUCUACAGCUACAUGUAGUUUAUUGUUGACAUAUCCUUAAAAGUCAAAUAUAACACGUUUUGGAACCUAAUAAUAUUAAAGAAUGUAUAAACUCUUUAUUCUAAAACAAAAUACAUCCUAAAUCCAGAAAUGUGUACAUCAUUUUUAAAAACGAUAACUAAAUAAGAAAACAGUUCAUAUUACUAGAGAAAAAACUGACAAUUGUGUAGCUCUUAUAUAUAACAACAGUUGCUGGCUGUUGGUAUUCAUCAACAAUCACUACAUUUGGUUUUAAAGAUGAGCCUUCAGAAUAAUUCAGCAAACUUCUUCCGAAGACUCUACAAUAACGUAUCUUGACCGUUUGUAUUUAGAUCACAUUCGAGCUUUAUAUGUAUUGAUAUAUUUAAUGGGACUGUAUCAUAAGUCCAUAACUGCUAUGAGUACAAUUUAGAAAUAUUUAAGUACGUUGUGCAAGUGUAUUUUUUCACAAAAAGAAACAUGAAAUAUGAAUAUCAUUUUGUUGUUGUAUAUUAUGAAUUCAGUACAUGUCUGAUUAUUCCAUGAUAUGAUUACAUGUUCAUGGCAUGACAAACUAUUCAGGGUUGAUAAUGCCAAACUAGAACUAAUUUAUCGGGAAAAUAUUCUACUUAU
Messenger RNA from Mytilus trossulus (common blue mussel), 2411 nucleotides. Its product is annotated as octopamine receptor beta-2R-like. Gene Ontology annotation, cellular component: plasma membrane. Gene Ontology annotation, molecular function: G protein-coupled receptor activity. NCBI's taxonomy places the organism in Eukaryota, Metazoa, Mollusca, Bivalvia, Mytilida, Mytilidae. Bases 535 to 1695 code for a protein of 386 amino acids. The transcript is spliced from 3 exons. Gene Ontology annotation, biological process: adenylate cyclase-activating adrenergic receptor signaling pathway. The record is from RefSeq and is a predicted model, not a curated record.